Molecule: messenger RNA, 456 nt
Organism: Racocetra persica
Lineage: Eukaryota; Fungi; Glomeromycota; Glomeromycetes; Diversisporales; Gigasporaceae
Source: the annotation of a GenBank genome assembly
UUUCUUCCAUAUACUAACAUGCUUCUUGUGCAAAAAAAAUCUGGGCCUGAUCCCAGUGAAAUAAACGAAGCAACUAGACUCUUCUCUGGUUUAGCGGACCUUGAUUUUGAGUCUGGUUAUAAUAAUCAUAUAUACUUUCAAUAUCUGUCUAAUAGUAAAGAUGAUAUCACUCUUCUAGAUGCCCAUCAUUCUGAGGAAAUUUUUGAUAAAUAUAUUAUUCGGGUUGCAGGUAAGGGCUUUACAGUAAUUGAUCAUCUAUUUGAAGUUUAUGGAUUACCCGAUACCCAUGAGUGCAUUGAUAAGAAUUUGCCUCUCCGCCUGGUUCUAGAUAUUGAUGCAAGGCAGAACUCCGAUCCUAUGAAUCCUGAACUCCCUUCCUUAGAUGGAAGUAAAAUUUCUCGUGAAGAUUUAAGAAGACUUACAAUAAUAUUAUUUAUAUAUUUUCUUGUGCAAUAA